UAGUAGAGCUAGCUUGUUGUUGUUGUGGUGUGUGAGGAGAAGAUUUGAGGCUCUGCAGUAAAAACGUCUUCACUUCAGUCUCUGGGAGAGUUGAUCAGCUAAAGCGACUAACUGCUGCUGCUGCAGAAAUCUUCUCACCAGGCUGUGGAAACUUUCUUCUCCUCCUCAACAACUUGGUGGAGUUCUUUCCAGAAGCAGAGAAGCUAUUCUGCGGUCUUCGUGACAAUCGGAGCUCCAGAAGCAGGUGAUGGAUUGAAGAGGUUCCCUCUAUCAGACUCGCUCAUCUGAGUUGGUCAUGAUGCAGGAUCGCUGCUCGCUCUCUCAUCCAUCCUGCUCACACUCUCCGACGGAAAAGGCCCGAAUCUGAAUGUGACUCUGGAGGAAAAAGCGGUUAGCUCUACUCCGUGAACUCUGCUGUUAGCUAAACACGGCUAAAGAAAACCUGCUACCACUUCAGGAUCAUCCAUCAGCUGGGACUGCUUCAUCAGCAUGGACACAGAUGUUAAACAGGUGGUGCUGGUUAAAGAAGAAGCUCCUGAUGAGGACCAGCAGGACCCAGAACACCUCCACAUAAAGGAGGAACAGGAGGAACUCUGGACUAGUCUGGAGGGAGAGCAGCUCCAUCUGAAGGAGGAGACUGAUGCUGCCAGGUUUCCAUUCUCUGUAGUUACUGUAAAGAGUGAGGAUGAUGAAGAGAAACCUCUGAUCUCACAGCUUCAUCAGCAGCAGAUAGAAGACAGAGAUGUUCCAACCAGCAGCUCAGCUGACCAGAUGACAGCAGAAACUGGUGGAGGAGCAGAGAGUAGCAGGAACGCUGAUCUGAACCUUCAUGAACAGACAUCUGAUUCUUCAGAGACUGAAGUUAGUGGAGAUGAUGAAGAGGAUGAUGAAGUGAAUGUAGAAUUUGAGCAGUCAGACUCUGGGUCUGAAACUGGAGACGAAGACUGUGACUGCACUAAGAACAGGCCUUCCGAGUCACAUAUUAGGACUGUCAACAAAUCCUUUAACUGUCCGGAGUGUAGUAAACAUGCGAGAGUGACAGGUCAUUCACCGAAAAUGUCUUCAAGUUGUUUGGUUAAAAAGAAAUUUGUCAGAGUGAAGCAACAUGUAGACUCAUGCAGGAAGUUCCAGAAAGAGCUAAAAUCAUUUAGUUGUGAUGACUGUGGAAAACAAUUUAGUGUAAAUUCAAAUUUAAACAGUCACAUGAGAGUCCACACAGGACAGAAGGCUUUUGUCUGUGAGGUCUGUGGUCAGAGCUUUAGACAAAAGUCAAAUUUAAACAGUCACAUGAGGGUCCACACAGGACAGAAGCCUUUUGUCUGUGAGCUCUGUGGUCAAAGAUUUAGGAUAAAGGUUACUUUAAGCAAUCACAUGAGAGUUCACACAGGACAGAAGCCUUUUGCCUGUGAGCUCUGUGGUCAAAGAUUCACACACAAGGGACAUUUAAACAGUCACAUGAGAGUCCACACAGGACAGAAGCCUUUUGCCUGCGAGCUCUGUGGUCAAAGAUUUGACCGUAAGAACACUUUAAACAUUCACAUGAGAGUUCACACAGGACAGAAGCCUUUCGCCUGUGAGCUCUGUGAUCAAAGAUUUAGCCAAAAGUCAAAUUUAAACAGUCACAUGAUGGUCCACACAGGACAGAAGCCUUUUGUCUGUGAGCUCUGUGGAAAAAGAUUUAGCCGUAAAGAAACUUUGAAACUACACAUAAGAGUCCACACAGGAGAGAAACCUUUUGCCUGUGAGCUCUGUGGUCAAAGAUUUAGAAGAAAGAUUUCUUUAAGCAAUCACAUGAGAGUUCACACAGUACAGAAGCCUUUUGCCUGUGAGCUCUGUGGUCAAAGAUUUAGCAAAAGGAUUGCUUUAAACAGUCACAUAAUAGUCCACACAGGGCACAAGCCUUUUACCUGUGAGCUCUGCAGUCAACGCUUUGGCCGAAAGAAAACUUUAAACAAUCACAUGAGAGUCCACACAGGACAGAAGCCUUUUGCCUGUGAGCACUGUGGUCAAAGAUUUGGCCGAAAGGCAACUUUAGACAAUCACAUAAGAAUCCACACAGGAGAGAAACCUUUUGCCUGUGAACUCUGCGUGCAAAGAUUUGGCCGUAAAGCAAGUUUAAAUGAUCACAUGAGAGUUCACACAGGACAGAAGCCUUUUGCCUGUGAGCUCUGUGGUCAAAGAUUUAGCCAUAAGGGAACUUUAAAUAGACACAUAAUAGCCCACACACGACAGAAGUCUUUUGCCUGUGAGCGAUGUGGACAAAAAUUUAGCCAUAAGACAUAUUUAAAUAAUCACAUGAAAGUCCACACAGGACACAAUGAACAGGAGCCACAAAGGUGUGGUUCACUGAAAAAACAAUAUUUAUUGAUUAUUUCUGGUAAUAAAUGGUCACAGUUUUUCAUGCAGGGUGACAAUGGCAAUAACCUCCUACACGUAUCUCCUGCAUUAGCUUCUGAUAAAAAUGUUGAAAAUAGACAGUGAAACUCUAGGAUUUGAAAUUCCCCAGAGAUCUACAUCACGCUGAGUUAGCAUUCACAGACUCACCAAUCUUGACUAAAAAGCUUUCCUAGAUACAAAUCUUGCACCCCUGGUUGUUGUCCUUUACCCUACUACCCACCUAAAUCUGUAAAUUAAUCCCACAGAGAAGUGUAAUUUCUCACAGACUGCGUAAAAACGAUCAGCUGUAACUCUGUGUGCCGUUUGCUCCCACCGAACUGGGCUAAAGGGCUUUGGUUCACUCUGUUCCUUCUGCAUGGAGCAGGCUGCAGGAAAACUGGAAAUUAACCGAGGUUAUCUCCUUGACUACAUGUAAAACCAGACUAAGAACCCUUGAGAGGAUUCCCCGAGUUGUAACUGCCUUCUGUAAUUUUGUACAUAACAUGUAACUGUAACUUUGUAACUGUAACUUUUGCUGCCUCUUGGCUAGGACUCCCUUGAAAAUUAGGUUUUUAAUCCCAAAGAGACCUUCCUGGUUAAAUAAAGAGUAAAAUAAAUAAAUAAAUAGAUCAUGGGCCACCUCUUCCUGUCAUGGAAGCCACAUAUUGUUGCCACCAAGCUGUAAAUGUUUCACUAAAUCUGUUUCCAUCAAGAGGCGUCACAGUAUCGUAACACAGUGAUGAGGUGCUGUCCUACGUUUUCACUUUUGGAGUGUUGCAGUGGCGAGAGUUGAGCAUUGCACCUGUACUAUGCUGUUAAAUAGUUUGUAUACUGUAGAAAUAAAUGUCUUACCAGUGGUUUGUACUUUUGGAUGAAUAAAAAAUAAAGUUAUAUAAAUUUAA
Molecule: messenger RNA, 3278 nt
Organism: Nothobranchius furzeri (turquoise killifish)
Lineage: Eukaryota; Metazoa; Chordata; Actinopteri; Cyprinodontiformes; Nothobranchiidae
Product: oocyte zinc finger protein XlCOF6-like
Biological process (GO): regulation of transcription by RNA polymerase II
Cellular component (GO): nucleus
Molecular function (GO): DNA-binding transcription factor activity, RNA polymerase II-specific
Source: RefSeq, a predicted model, not a curated record